Lymnaea stagnalis (great pond snail) is the source of this 7412-nucleotide messenger RNA. The record is from the annotation of a GenBank genome assembly. Lineage: Eukaryota; Metazoa; Mollusca; Gastropoda; Lymnaeidae.
CGCACAUAUCUUAGAUUUCGGUAAAUUGUAGUAGAGUAGAAGUUUUUGAUUUUUCAACAAUAACAAAGAUGACAGAGGUUAGUCUGGAUUAUAAUUUAAAUAAAUGUGGCUUCAUCCUACACGGUUUUACGAUAUUAAAUAUAAUUCAGGCUUAAAAAAGUAGUAGUAGUAGGUAUAUUUUAAUAUAGUGCAAAAAAAUUGAAAGCUCCCUUAUUGAAUAUUAUAAUAUGCACAAGGCUGACAGUUGUUUGGCCAAAGAAAAGAGGUUCAUGAUCAUGUGAUCGACCUGGCUUUUGAUUUAGUCAAUUAAUAAUUGUACACUUUCCCACAUCCACAUUGACCCCGUUUUAAAUUAUUAUUAUAGUAUUUAUUUUGCAUUAUUAGUAAUUAAAAGAAAAUGAAUUUUAGCCUAAAAGUUUAUUCAGAAUAUUAACAAUUCUAAUAAAUUAUAUUAGACUAUUAUUAUUAGUAUUAUAAUUAUCAGACAGUAUGAGUAUAGUAUGCCAUUAGUCAUGAUUAGUAUUAGUAGUAUAAAUAAUACUUGGAAAAAAAAAAUCACAACUAGGUAAAUUUAAAGGACGAAUGCCACUAUUUUAUCGAAUUUCACGAAUGACGAAUGUAUCCCUAAAUCGAUCCCUAGCCCUAUGCCUAACCUGAACCCUAAAUCGAUCCCUCAACCUAACCUAAAAAAAAAGUUGCCUAAACCCUAAUUCGCUGCAACUAUAAUAAACACCCAAAAGACGCCGUGGCAUUCGUCCUUUCAAUUAGCCCACAACGGUACUAUGACUUAUGAAUGCCCUACUUUAAUUGCUUAAUUACUUAAUUUAUUAAAUUUAACUAGGCCUUUUAGUAGCCAUUACUUAGCAAUAAGCAAUAAUGGUAAAUUACAACUUGAAGUUGGUUAUAAAAGAAUUGUGUUGUUGCGGUUUGAAGUGCUAUUUUAAAUGUCAAUAUGGUAAUUCUUUUACUUUAAGUUUAAGUGAUAAUAAGUUAAGCAAAAAUUCUUUUAUUGAUCCAAAUCCAAAUGAAUGGCAAUGUGUAAUAGUAUUCAUUUCAGCACACAUAUAUAAAAGACAGAAUUUUAAAAACAGAAAAAUGUAUGUAAACAAUUUAAUAUAUGAAAAGAAAACAGAGUUUGAAUUUAUGUUACCUCCAUCAAAAAUGUUACAGGACAUGAACUCAUGCAAAUAUAAAGGGAAAUGAUUGCGGCUGGUGCUAAACUGUCUCUUUAUUAGUUUGUGCUUUGCAUGCAUCCUCAUAUUUUCAACAGUCUGUGUGUGAAUUUGGAAUCCAAGGUCAUUUGGAUUGACAAAAUUUCGUUAUGAACAACAACAUUCGUAGAGUCCAUGUCUGACCUGGUUUAUGGUUGCAUAAGCUGCCCAUCCGUCUGAUGCAAUAAGUGAGUCUGGAAGGACUUAUCUAUCUAUGCACCCCUAUAACGUGAUCACAUGUUGGUCUGGUCCUUCAAUGAGAAAAAAGUGCCCACUAUCUCUUUCUAUUCCACCGAAAACCCAGUGGCCCUCUGUACUGUACUACUAGUGGGCACCAAUAAAAGCAAAAACCUUUUAAAUAGCACUGCAAACCGGAACAACACCAUUUUAAAUUUUUUUUCAUAAGCUUAGAUUAUUACUGAUGCUGAGGCUAUUUGAUGAUUUAAUUUCAAUUGGGCUUACCCCACUGGCAUACAUUUAAAUAAUAAAUCUAACAUGAUGAAGAAAUGAUUUGACAUCUCAGUAUUUUAUAACUGUCCCUUUUUGCCCAAUGCCAGUCACUCACAAUUCACAUGGUUUAUUAAUUCAAAUUUCAAAGCUUAAUUUGGUUGUAUAUUUAUGUAGGAGUUGAAAACCUAUCUUCUCAAGUUAAUGGGAACGUAAGUAUAAUAACUUGCACUUGAUUUGAAUUCAUUUAUUUAUGUAGGAAACUCAUAAUAUAUUUAAAUAAAACAUAUAAAUUUGCCAUUAAGAUAUUUAUGUAAAUUUUACAAUUGCGAAUUGAUAGUAUUUCAGCAUGUUUAAAUAAUUUACUAGUUAAUAUAAUCUUCCCUUUCAGUUCCAGGGAUGACUAAAUACACUUUAUGUGUAGUAUUAUCAAAAUUCAAGCAUAUUCUGAUAACUAGUUAAUUAUUUAGUUAAGUUUGAUUUUUAAAGUGAGUUAAAUACAUUGGUAAUUGAUUACUUUAACCUCCAAAAUCCCACCCGAGGUAAAAUUUGACCCCAUCCUUCUCCGUCAGAUAUUAAGGAGGAAGAUUAUGAUGAUAUUAAUGACUUUAUUCAUGACAGUGGUUCUCAACCUUCCUAACGCGGUGACCCUUUAAUACAGUUCCUCAUGUUGUGGCGACCUCCAACCACAAAAUUAUUUUGGUUGCUACUUCAUAACUGUGUUUUCAGAUGGUCUUAGGUGACCCCGGUGAAUGGGUUGUAAUUGCUGCAGUAAAAACAUUGGUCACAUAUAAACUCAAACAUUGGUCACAUAUAAACUCAAACAUUGGUCACAUAUAAACUCAAACAUUGGUCACAUAUAAACUCAAACAUUGGUCACAUAUAAACUCAAACAUUGGUCACAUAUAAACUCAAACAUUGGUCACAUAUAAACUCAAACAUUGGUCACAUAUAAACUCAAACAUUGGUCACAUAUAAACUCAAACAAUGGUCACAUAUAAACUCAAACAUUGGUCACAUAUAAACUCAAACAUUGGUCAGAUAUAAACUCAAAACAUUGGUCACAAAGAAACUCAAACAUUGGUCACAUAUAAACUCAAACAUUGGUCACAUACAAACUCAACAUGCACCAAGAAUCAGUCUGAGAGAGAAGAUAAAAAGGGAAGAAAUUUUGCCCAGCUUUGCAUGGGAACUGGUGACACCAUUUGGACCACGACUAUAAUAAAUCUCUAGAUAACAUAAACAUCCAAACUGUAAUAGCAACUUUGGAUUUGUCAAUGCUUUCAAUGCGAACACUGUGCAGGACAUUGUGGGCUACGAGGCUUUUUAUCAAGAACGAGAGGUCGGGGUUUAUUUAUGCAGUGAAAAUGUUUUGAAAGGAUGUGGACACUACGUAUGCAGAGAACAUAUGACUUGCAAAUAUGACGAAUGUUUGAAAAGGAUGUGGACACUACGUACGCUGAGAACAUAUAACUUGCAAAUAUGAGAAUGAAAUUAAUAAAUUUGACAAUGUUGCGUUUUAAACUCUAAAAUCUACUUAUCACGCAUGCUUACCUCAAUAUAGAGGCAGGAAAUAUUAAAAUAGUUCUGAUAAAAUGGGCAUUAUUAUUAGGCCUACCUUCAAAUAUUAAAUGUGCAAAGCAAUCAUUAGUUGCUCAUUAAAUGAAUUAAUCUACAUAUAUAUACACAUAUAAUGAUUUGUUAUUUUAACUUCAAAUCAUACAGAAAAAUGAAUGUUAUAAAACUCUGAUAUGAAAUUAUGUCUACCUUUUUGUGAUUGGUGAAAAACAUACUAAUAUAUUAAAUUGGUUGUCUAAGUCUAAUUAAUUAUUUCAAUCAAAAGAUCCUUGAAGGUGUCUUAUCUGCUAGGGUACAUACAUAUUUACUGAAAAACUUUACUACCUAAUUUUUUAAUAUCUACCUUUUUCUUAACAGAGUGGAAGGUCUCCAUGCCAUUGCAAUCACUGAUAGGGAUGGAGUUGUAAUUGUGAAAGGUUUGUUGAAUUUUCACAUUUACAGUCGUCCCUCGCCACUUCACGCUUUGACUUUCACGCCUUACCCUAUCCCGGUUUUUUCAAAUAUAGUCUCGAACUGACUAAUAAGGAUGAAUGAGGGACGACUGUUUAUUGAAUAAUUGAAUAUAUUUUAUGAACUGCAUCUUUAUAAUCUAAUAAAAAAUUUACUCUUCUGUGAUUAAAGAAUACAGACCUGUUUACCCUCAAACUCUUAAAAUCGUACAAUAUCAACACAAAAUCAUUCAAACCAUUAUCUUAAUAAUAAAAAAUAAACAAACAGUAUACAUAAUGUAUACACCUCAAAAUCAUACAAUUUACUCCAAAAUCGUAAGAGUAAACAGGUCUGAGAAUAUGAAAAAAACUCACUGAAAAAGCACUGCAAUAAAUUUUUAUGAAACUAAAUUGUCAACUUCUUUAUAUUUAAAUGAUUGCUAUGAUUUUAGGGUUAGAAAUUCAACAAGCUGAACCAGUUCAUCAUUCCCAACAGUGUAUAAAAUAAUUAAAAAUUGUUAUUAUUUUAAAAUGAAUUUUUUUGUUCAGUUACUGGUCAAAUGGCUCCUGAUCCAGCCCUGCGUCCACCUUUUCUCUCUGUGUUUGGAGUAAUGGCAGAGCAAGCCAGUAAGAUGGGCAUUGGUUCCAAUAAACGAAUCAUCAAUUAUUAUAGCACCUAUCAGGUAGGAGAAAUCCCUGACCAGUUACGUCAUGAACCUAAACGAUUUACCUAAUUGCUGUCUAUGUUGCUUUUUAUUGUUCGAGGUAUAUGCAGUUGGGAAUAAGAAGUUAUUAAUGUCUCACACAUAGAGGCUUUGAUGUAUUUUGUGAAGAAUGAGUAGCUAAACCACAUACUACUUACUGCUUGCUCUAUUAAUAGCACAAUUAUUUAUUUUUAAGAGCUUUUUAAAAAAAAAUUUUGCAACAUCAUAUUUCUAAAUUUACAGGUUUGAUAAUGUAUAAGUGUAAGGCAAGUACACAUUUCUAGCUGUUUUGUAGAAAAUAAAAAAACAGCUUGAAAUGUGUACAAGCCCUAUACAUAAUCAAACCUGUACAAUUUAAAAAUAUAAUGUUGCAAAAUUUUUUGUUUUUUAAAUUUGCAACAAUAUAUUUCUAAAUGUACAGGUUUGAUUAUGUCAAAGGCAUGUACACAUUUCUAGCUGUCUGCAGGUGAUAUUAUGUACAAGGCAUGUACACAUUUCUAGCUGUCUGCAGGUGAUAUUAUGUACAAGGCAUGUACACAUUUCUAGAUGUCUGCAGGUGAUAAUAUGUACAAGGCAUGUACACAUUUCUAGCUGUCUGCAGAUGAUAUUAUGUACAAGGCAUGUACACAUUUCUAGCUGUCUGCAGGUGAUAUUAUGUACAAGGCAUGUACACAUUUCUAGAUGUCUGCAGGUGAUAUUAUGUACAAGGCAUGUACACAUUUCUAGAUGUCUGCAGGUGAUAAUAUGUACAAGGCAUGUACACAUUUCUAGCUGUCUGCAGAUGAUAUUAUGUACAAGGCAUGUACACAUUUCUAGCUGUCUGCAGGUGAUAUUAUGUACAAGGCAUGUACACAUUUCUAGAUGUCUGCAGGUGAUAUUAUGUACAAGGCAUGUACACAUUUCUAGAUGUCUGCAGGUGAUAUUAUGUACAAGGCAUGUACACAUUUCUAGCUGUCUGCAGGUGAUAUUAUGUACAAGGCAUGUACACAUUUCUAGCUGUCUGCAGGUGAUAUUAUGUACAAGGCAUGUACACAUUUCUAGAUGUCUGCAGGUGAUAUUAUGUACAAGGCAUGUACACAUUUCUAGCUGUCUGCAGGUGAUAUUAUGUACAAGGCAUGUACACAUUUCUAGCUGUCUGCAGAUGAUAUUAUGUACAAGGCAUGUACACAUUUCUAGCUGUCUGCAGGUGAUAUUAUGUACAAGGCAUGUACACAUUUCUAGAUGUCUGCAGGUGAUAUUAUGUACAAGGCAUGUACACAUUUCUAGAUGUUUUGUAGGAAACAUUCCCAGCCAUAUUUGCCAUUAUUAUAACAAUUAUUUGAAAGAAAUAUUUCUCAGUGAGACAUAGUGUUUAUCUCUUUUGUUUGCCUAAAUAUUACAGACUUUUAUACAGUAGAACAUAUGUGUAUAAGUAUACAUAUGUUCUAAAAUGCCCCGAAGAACAAAUUGCAGAAGUUUCCCUUGUCCUUUAAAAGUAAACAUCAAAAAAUUUUUCAAGUCUAAGUAAAUUAAAGACUUGCAAUUGAUAGGAAAUUUAAUAAAUAUUUACAUAUAUACACCUUAAUUACUUAAUUUUGUUCAUUUGUGUUGUAUUUUAAUUCUUUUUGCUUUGACAAUUUCAUCCUUGUUUUUAUAUUAUCAACAAAAACACUGUUGCAAUAGGAGAUUUUUACUUUUCAGUUGAGAAAAGUUGGGAAAAAGUUGGGAAUUUUGUUUUUAAAAAAGAGUGGGAACCAUGUCUACUGGUAUUGAAUCCUGUUUUCCUUAACAAAGGGAAGUAGCUCAAACGCAAAUGUUUGGUCAAUAUUAUUACUGCUGGUGUUAUUAUAAAACUGUAAGAAACAGAAGUUCUCAUAAUUCCUUUUAGGUACUCUAAAAUGACAAUAGUCCUAAUUUAAUGUCCCAAUGUUGGACUACUUUUGAACGACUGACCUAUAUUUUCUUUGUUUAAACCAGACAGUACAAGUUAACCAUCAUCCCUUGCUUCUACACUUCAUAGCAGACAAAAAUGCUAAUACUGGUAAGUUCUUCACAUUAUUUUACUAUCGCUACACAAAAGUCUCGUUUACAUUGUGCAGUCUGCUACACAAAAGUCUCAUUGUGCAGUCUUUGGUUGGUUGCAGCGGUGACUUAAUACAAUAUUUAAUCAUUAGAUGAUGAUCAUCAAUAUUGUUCAUUGUUUUUUGGAAGGGAUUAAAGAUUUUUAAGACACUUUUCAUCGUGUCUUAGCGUUUCAUUGUGUCUUAGUGUUUCAUUGUGUCUUAGUGUUGCAUUGUGUCUUAGUGUUGCAUUGUGUCUUAGUGUUUCAUCGUGUCUUAGUGUUUCAUUGUGUCUUAGUGUUUCGUUGUGUCUUAGUGUUUCGUUGUGUCUUAGUGUUUCGUUGUGUCUUAGUGUUUCGUUGUGUCUUAGUGUUUCCUUGUGUCUUAGUGUUUUGUUGUGUCUUAGUGUUUCGUUGUGUCUUAGUGUUUCGUGUGUCUUAGUGUUUUGUGGAGUCUUAGUGUUUCGUCUUGUCUUAGUGUUUCGUCGUGUCUUAGUGUUUCAUUGUGUCUUAGUGUUUCAUCAUGUCUUAGUGUUUAGUUGUGUCUUAGUGUUUCAUCGUGUCUUAGUGUUUCAUCAUGUCUUAGUGUUUUGUUGUGUCUUAGUUUCUGGAUAAACACGCAGUCAGUAAAUUAAAGGGCUGCUUAAAUGAAUUGUUUGUAAAGAAAUAUUCUAUCUUUUAAUGUUACAAGUCAUCAAAAACUGUCUAUUGUUUGCAGGUCUUAUUUUAGAGCUGGAAAAUGAACUUGCAGAUGUUUUGAAAGAAAUUAAUAAAGUCGUUGGUAUGAUGUAGCCAGAUGUCCUUCAUAAGAACAGAUGCGUCUUUAGUAUGAUGUAGACAGAUGUUCUUCAUAAGAACCGAUGCGUCCCUACCAAAAAUUGUAUGACUGUGUCCACAUCUUCGUUUGGCGCGUGUGUGUGUGUAUGAUCUCUUGACAGCUGAUGUUCACUUUGAGGAGAUGACAAAAUGUAAAUAAAUAACAAACUAAUAUUUUAUAAUUUAAAAA